Molecule: messenger RNA, 1919 nt
Organism: Mugil cephalus (flathead mullet)
Lineage: Eukaryota; Metazoa; Chordata; Actinopteri; Mugiliformes; Mugilidae
Gene: gje1a
Product: gap junction protein epsilon 1a
Exons: 4
Coding region: 271-888 (205 amino acids)
Biological process (GO): cell communication
Cellular component (GO): connexin complex
Source: RefSeq, a predicted model, not a curated record
CGCUGACUUAGUUCUAUAGGGAUUAUAAUGCAGGGACCACAUGCCCUCACAGGCCAUUGUUGGCCCCUCGGUCUCUGUUGUCUUUUUCUUUUUUUCUACCGAGUGAGUCAAUUGAUGGAGGGAUAAAGGGGAAGAAAGAGGUGUGUGCGUUGACACUGGCUUUCAGGUCAGAGAAAGAGAAAGAGAGAGAUUUUGUGUUGCCGUGCUGUAACUGACCAUGAGGGCCGACAGCAGCGCUGGGCUCAGACGGACGACAUCGACGAACAAACCAUGUCCUUAAACUACAUCAAAAACUUCUAUGAAGGAUGCCUCAGGCCUCCUACGGUGAUAGGCCAGUUCCACACCUUGUUCUUCGGCUCGGUGCGGAUGUUCUUCCUGGGCGUCCUUGGCUUCGCCGUCUAUGGGAAUGAAGCGCUGCACUUCAGCUGCGACCCCGAUCGCCGAGAACUCAACCUGUUCUGCUACAACCAGUUCAGACCUAUAACACCCCAGGUCUUCUGGGCGUUACAGUUGGUAACGGUGCUGGUUCCUGGGGCCGUGUUCCACCUUUAUGCAGCCUGCAAGAACAUUGACCAGGAGGAGAUCCUGGAGCGACCCAUCUACACCGUCUUCUACAUCAUCUCCGUUCUCCUGCGCAUCAUUCUGGAAGUCAUCGCCUUUUGGCUUCAGAGUCACCUCUUUGGCUUCCAGGUUCACCCACUGUACACGUGUGACGCCAGCGCUUUGGAAAAGACCUUCAAUGUGACCAAGUGCAUGGUGCCGGAACACUUUGAAAAAACCAUCUUCCUCAGCGCCAUGUACACCUUCACCGUCAUCACCAUCCUCCUCUGCAUUGCUGAGAUAUUUGAGAUACUCUGCAGGCGGCUCGGUUAUCUCAACAACCAAUGACCAAACACGCAAGCACGCGUACGGCGAGUAAGGGCGAAAAUGUACGACGUUAUUUCUGACGGUCGUUAUCUGGCUCUUCGUUAGCUGGACUUCUAUAAAACAGGAAGCUAACACGAGGGCAAACACCUCACCAGUGGUCCAUCGUGAGUGAGUUGCACUUAGAGGUUUGUGCGGCACUGUCAGAGCUGUCUGAAAUACUCUCUAGGUGUCUUUUACCCUCGAUCAUUCCUGGUCAUAGCUCAGAUGUCAGUGGGUCUGUACUGUAUGAACAUGAUGGCUGGAGCAUGUUUACCUCCUACUGAACCACUGAGGGAGAUGAAUGGUUUUCUUUUUUUACCUGAUUGAAAGACAGGUGUCAGCUUCGUGGUGCUCCUUAUAACUACCGUGGCUGUGGUUGGAUUAGCGACCAAGGAAAGCUCACGAGGGCUUGAGUGUCGUUAAAAUCCUGUUCCUGGAGUUGUACCUCAGAUCUAAUUCUUUACAGAAGAAACCACAUGGAGGCAAUAGCUGCACACUUGUUUUUCUCCAUCAAAUCAACUUGACGCAUGUUCUCUGGGCUUUUGCAGACAGUGGAUCUAAACAACUCUGUCUCGACACUUAAUCAAUUUGAGCAUCUCAAUGUUGCGGUUGAGUUUUAACAGGGAUGUCAGUGUCCAGAUUCAAAUCUUAGCAGAAUAAUACGUCAUUAGGAUCAACUGGAUAGUCCUCCAACCAAUGAGAGGCAUUUUGCUGUAAACUAAUCCAACUCCACGUCUCUCAGAUGACAUGUACGACUACUCUUACUCUUCUGUCCAUCGCCACAUUAAGCCCCGCCCCCAAACUACUCAACAGGCCCAGAGUAGAGUAUCAUCAUGGAGUCGAACUGACUUCAGAUCUAAGAACAACUUUAUCUGACGAUCUAGUGUUUCACUCACUGAAGGUAAAGAUACGAGCUCAAUGUAAAACAGGUUUAAUGUAAUAAGCUACAAACAGAAAAGGACUUCAGACUCCAAAGAAAUUAAUCAUCAAAAGUAUUAUUUAGAUAAUUUGGA